Messenger RNA from Thalassophryne amazonica, 2671 nucleotides. It is a transcript of the gene phc3a, whose product is annotated as polyhomeotic homolog 3 (Drosophila). The record is from RefSeq and is a predicted model, not a curated record. Gene Ontology annotation, molecular function: zinc ion binding; protein binding. The transcript is spliced from 15 exons. NCBI's taxonomy places the organism in Eukaryota, Metazoa, Chordata, Actinopteri, Batrachoidiformes, Batrachoididae. Gene Ontology annotation, cellular component: nucleus; PRC1 complex.
CUCUUCUUCCCUCACUGAAAAAUGCACACAUUUUCCCAUUAGUGACUUGGUGAGUGACCUCAGAGAUGGAUAUGCAGAGCCCAGGACAGAAGCAGACAGAGAUUAAUACGACAGUAGCCACCACCACCUCGUCAGCUGCCAUUCCCAUCUCAAUGGUCACCUACUGUCACCCUGCUUGCACCCAAGCCACAGCUGCUUCCCUCAGCGCUGUUCCACCUGGUAGACAGUCCAUCCAGAUGAUCCAGCAGGCUGUCCACAGGCCUCAGAGCAUUGCAGCUCAGUACUUGCAUCAGAUGUAUGCAGCCCAGCAGCAGCACCUCAUGCUGCAGACUGCAGCCCUGCAGCAGCGUCAACACACACCUCAUCUGCAAAGUCUGGCCGCCAUUCAGCAGGCUUCUGUGUGUCAGCGGGAAUCACCUACUUCAUCCAGCGGGACUUUGGCUCCGCUUCCUGGUGUUGUGUCCCAGAACUCGGUCACUUUACCUGCAUCUCCGGCAACUGCUCAGCUGAUUGCCCGAACACAGAACUCCACUGCUACAACAACAUCCAUAUCCCAGCAGGCAAUGCUUCUUGGGAACAGGCCGGCCAACUGUAACCAAACUCAGAUGUAUCUUCGGACACAGAUGCUUAUUCUAACUCCUGCAGCCACCGUGGCUGCAGUUCAAUCAGACCUCCCUUCCAACACCUCCAGCUCUUCUUUGCAUCCCUCUGCACAGGUGCUCUGUCUGGCUCUGCAUGCACAGUUGCCGAGGACUCUGGCAGCAGCCCACAGUGUCAUUUUAAAGCCGCCCACCCAGUCCCAAGCUGUGUCCAAGCCAGCAAUUUGUGCGCUGAAGGCCAAGCAAAUGUGUGACGCUUCAACAGAAACAAACCCACCUGAGGUCACUCAGCCUCCCCCAGGACACACAGCCGCAGGAUGUUCUCCAGCACAGACACACAUUCUGCAGGCGUCACAGCACCGGGUCGUCCUCCAGAACACGGAGGGCACUCCCAACAAUAGACAGUUCCAGCCUAUCGCCCUGAGAGCAUCACCACAAGAAGAUAAUUCCAGCCAUCAGGCUGCUCCUCCCAGCAAUGAUGACCAGACCUCUCCUGCUCCAUCUGUUGCCAGCGUGUCUGCUCACACUCCAGUUCAAAAUGCUGUUGCUAAGCUUCCGCCUCCCCCACUGUUAGCUGCUCCCCACCGUCGCACGUCUGUCCCAGUAGUGCAGAACCAGCCUACAUGCCCCCCUCCUCCUCUCGUUCACGAGCAGUUACCCCAGAACCCUCUCGUCACCCCCCAGAGGUCGUCUGUGCACUCGGUCCAGGCUUUGAGUGUCCAGUCAGGCCGGGUGCUGCUGACAGAGCAUGAACUGCCUGUAGCCGAGGCCCUGAUCAAAAUGCCCUGCCAGACCCUACCGCCUCCUCAAACUAUGGCUGUUGAUCUGAAAGUGCAUCCAAACAGGCAAAGCCAAACUCAAACGGAAACAUGCACAGUGAAUGGAUUAAGAUCUGAGGAGAGCAAAGAACAGCGUUCUCCAAAUCCACAGUGGAAAAGGACCGCUACACUGCCCACUAUGUGUUCAAAACAGGGUGAAGAAGCAGUAAUGGAUUCAUCUUCCACCUUGUCCGGUCACUCAGUGAUCAGGUCGCUGGUGGUGGAAGAGUCACCCCAGGUCACCAGCAGGACCGCCCCUCUGCCACCUUCUUCCAUUCUUCCUACUGCAGUAUUAUCUUCCAGUCAUCCCCCAUCUCCCCCAGCAAGCACUCCAGGAAGCCCUGAAAAGUUGCUUAGAAGCCAGAUCCUUACACAUCUCAUAGAGGGCUUCAUCAUCCAAGAGGGCCUAGAACCCUUCCCGGUGGGUCAUUCUGCACCAGAGCACCAGGCCACACUCCCUGAAUCACAGGAGAUACAGACCAGUGGGGAUGCAGCACCUGAGGGCAGUCUGCAGGAUGCUGAGCAGUCAGAUUCUACAGACUGGGAGAUGCAGAAUGAUGAUAGCCCUACAUCAGAUGGUUAGGACUUUCUCAGGGAGAAAGAGAGUGUCGCGCACGUACUGCAGUGUGAGCAAUGCGGGAGUCCAGGUUACGCUUCCACAUUUCUGUGUUCCAAGCGCUUCUGCUCACUGACCUGUGUGAGAAGAUCCAGAAUGCGCUGCACCAAGCCAAUCACCAAGGUGCGAGCGAGUCACUGGGUUCAUGGGUUCAUAGGCAGAAGAGGCCGACCGCCUAGCAGAAUCAAUGGAGCCUGCAGAGAAAAUGUGCUGAGACAGACUUACAAGACAUUUGGUUCAAAGGACACCCAACAAGGCUCACCAAGAGAAGAGGAGGAACCUGCCAUCCCACCCAUGACCACUAGGCUCUGGAGGCAAACCAAAAGAGACCAAGACAGGCAACAAGUGCAGGAGAGAGAGCAGGAGCAGAGGAUGACAGAACUUUCCAGAACUUGCGAUGAAGAGGAAGAGUUUGGUCGUCCAUUGCACUGGAACGUGGAGAACGUUUUCUCCUACAUCAAUUCCCUGCCAGAAGGUCAGGACAUUGCCAGGGAGUUCCGCCGCCAGGAAAUAGAUGGGCAGGCUCUGCUGCUUCUCACAGAGGACCACCUGAUCAGCACCAUGAACCUGAAACUGGGACCUGCACUCAAAAUCUGUGCACAUAUUAAUUCUCUGAAGGACGCAUGAACAACGGACGC